GAGGCAGCAGGACAGACACAGCGGUACCACCUACCCGGAGUCGGAGCCGUCAGCCUCGCUCAGUACCGCUCCAACUGUGACGCCGGCCGGUCCGACUCCGCCGCCCGCCCGCCGCCGUGCCACGCUGUGCCGUUAGUGAGGCGACGGGGAUCUCAGGCUCAUCAGUGGGCAAUACGGGUAAAGACGAGUGCUGAUUGAUAAUCAGUCAGUACAAAGUACAUACCAGCUGGAUCGAGAUCGGAGUUUUGAUUCACAUAUUCGCUGGUCAGUGAUAUCGAUCAUCUGAAAACAAGACGCGGCAAGGUGGUCACUGGUCAGUCCUCAUCACUUCCAACAUCUUCAGAGGGUCUCAGCUCGCCGAUCUAGUCAGCCAGCACUCAGAGUGUCAGCUGAUAUCGUCGGCCGACACCUGACCGAGCCGGGAGAGGCUGUCAGUCGCGUGGACCGCCCCCAGCCGGGACUAUAACGGUCUCUCAGCUCCACCGACCACAGUCGUCAGGAUGGCGUCUGUUCUCUCCGCCGCUGUCUGCGUGCUGCUGCUGCUGUCACCAGCCGCUGCCAUCAACGUGCUCAUCUUACACCCGGUGUACGCGGGCAGCCACGAACUGACACUGCGGGUACUCGGUGAACAGAUGGUGGCGCGCGGACACAACGUCACUCAGAUCAGAUUUUUGAGCCGGAAAUCGAAGCCGGUCGACUCACCUGUGGAGCUUUUGAGCCGGACGGUGAACAACACGGACCUGCGCUCGUCGUACUUUGACCGUGAUGGUGUGUUCGUUCCCCCGACCGACCUGCUGUGGCAGCGCACCCGGCGCCUGUCCAGCCUGCCCACCGACGUGUUCUCCAUGACACACGCCUUCUGCGAGAGCCUGCUGGGUGACCACCACCUGUUCGAGUCGCUGCGUCAGCGCCGCUUUGACGUAGCGCUGGUCGACAUCAUCUCCAACGAGUGCGGUCUGGCGCUGGCCGCAGCGCUAAAGCUGCCCGUGGUGGGCUUCUGGGGCUUCAGCUUUGUCGGCGGAGAGAGUCACGCCACGUCCACGAUGAACCUGCCGUCUGUGACGCCCACCUUCCUGUCCGACACGGGGCCUCAGAUGGGCUUCACGGCUCGCCUCUACAACACGCUCUGUAUGAUCGUACACAAGGUGCUGCUACAGGUUCAGUUCCGAAUCGCCAACGAGUAUAUCCAGAGGCACUACCCGACGCUGCCAGACGCAGCCACCCUGGUGAGCAACAUCGACAUGGUGUUGGUUCACUCCAACUUCCUAGCCUCACAGCCGGUCCUGCUGCCGCCCAACGUCCAAAUGAUCGGCUGUACCCAGUGCAGGGACGCCAGACCGCUGCCCAAGGACUAUGAGGACUUCAUGCAGAGCGCCGGUGAGCACGGCGUAAUCGUUUUCAGUCUGGGCAUCACCGGCUACGAGGCCCUCUCUGUUCCCGACGACUACAUCGAGGCCUUCAUGAACGUCUUCGGCCGGCUCAAGCAGAAGGUGCUGAUGAGGUUCACUGCGUCCCGUUUGAAGAGGGUCCCGUCCAAUGUCAAGGUCGUUGACUACCUUCCUCAGAUCGAUGUCCUUGGUCACAACCAGACCAGAGUGUUUGUCACCCACUGUGGCAUGAACGGUAUGAUGGAGGCCUUCUACGCAGGAGUCCCGCUGCUUGGAGUUCCUAUCUUCGGCGACCAGGGAGACAACUCGAAGUUUAUGCAUCAUCGCGAGCUUGGUAUUGGGCUGGACAAGUUUGGUCUGACCGAAGAAAUUCUGAUGGACUCCCUCAAUAAGCUUCUUUACAUUAACAAGUACCGGGAUAACGUGCGGCGCGUGCGCGACAUCUGGCGGAUGGAGCCGGAGUCGGCCACGGACCGUGCCCUACACUGGAUCGAGCUGGUGUCGCGGUUCGGCGCGCCCAGCCACCUGAGGAUGGUGGACGGCCACCUGCGCUGGUACCAGUACUGGCUACUGGACGUGGCAGCGGUAUACGCCGCUGUACUCCUGGCUGCGGUGAUGGUGGUAGUGCUCGGUGUGCGCGGCUGCCUCCGACGUCUGACCGGAAAGGCCGUGACGACGCCGGUCAGCCCGCGGAAGACCAAGGCGAAGAAGGAGUAG
This is a messenger RNA of Amphibalanus amphitrite, 2105 nucleotides long. Its product is annotated as UDP-glucuronosyltransferase 1A9-like. Lineage: Eukaryota; Metazoa; Arthropoda; Thecostraca; Balanomorpha; Balanidae. The transcript has 11 exons. Bases 501 to 2105 code for a protein of 534 amino acids. Gene Ontology annotation, molecular function: UDP-glycosyltransferase activity. The record is from RefSeq and is a predicted model, not a curated record.